Messenger RNA from Andrographis paniculata, 1008 nucleotides. RefSeq names its product homeobox-leucine zipper protein ATHB-52-like. The transcript has a single exon. The coding region runs from base 190 to 798 and encodes 202 amino acids. Gene Ontology annotation, cellular component: nucleus. Lineage: Eukaryota; Viridiplantae; Streptophyta; Magnoliopsida; Lamiales; Acanthaceae. Gene Ontology annotation, molecular function: sequence-specific DNA binding; DNA-binding transcription factor activity, RNA polymerase II-specific. The record is from RefSeq and is a predicted model, not a curated record. Gene Ontology annotation, biological process: positive regulation of DNA-templated transcription.
AUUUCUAAUAAUAAUAAUCUAGAAAUGUUGCAUCCAUCUAUAUAUAGAUACGUACACACACACUCCAAAUUCCACCUCCACCAUUAUUAUUUUUCCUAACUUGAAUUAAUACUACGGUUGGUUUCUCUGUUUCUAUUUUUAUUUAUUUUUCUUUUCAAGAAAUAAAAAAUAUAUAUAAAAUAUUUAAAAAUGAGCCUUCCCCAAAGUGCGAAGAGCCAGCCGUCAAAAUUCCACAAGAAACGGCUGAGCCAGGAGCAAGUGCGGCUCCUGGAGGCUUGUUUCGACGCCACCAAGAAGCUCGAGCCGGAGCGAAAGUUCCAGCUGGCGCGGGAGCUCGGCGUGCCGCCGCGCCAGAUAGCCAUUUGGUAUCAGAACAAGCGAGCCCGGUGGAAGAACCAGGCUCUGGAAGUCGACUACGGCGCCCUCCAGCUGCGCCUCGAAGCCGCACUAGUCGAGAAGAAGCAGCUCGAGAGGGAAGUCGACGCCCUCCGGCUCGAGCUCAAGCGAGCCGAGGACAUGCUGUUUGGGUCCUUCAGAGAAGCCGCUCAGCUGAGCCAGCCGAACCACGCCGGUCCGCAGGUUUCGUCUCUGUCGAGCUGCUGCGACGAGGGCGCCGCCAGCUCGAGCCUGAAUGAGGACGUCGGCUGCUCAGUUAAAUGGGGAGCUGCCGCCGCCGCCGGGGGGGAGACGUUGCAGUAUGAGGAGCUUUAUGCUUGUUUGAUGCUGGGUGGGGCCAAAGGAUCCAACGGCGGACAAAUUCCCGAGGGGAUGAACUACGAAAGAGAUUUUUGGGUAUAAAAUUAUUGAAUUAUUGAAAUUAAUUAUCAUGGUCGAGUGCAAAAAUUAAAACUUGAAUUAUUAGUGUUAUAUAUAUACAUACACAUAAUAUAUGUAUUUGGGUGCAUGAAGAUCAUCAAGGGUUGAUCAAUAAAGUGUUUAGUUUGAUAAUUUAAUAAAUUUUGUUGUAGCCUCAUCACUUUUCAUCAUUUUAUUCUUGUAAUUUCAUUA